CCGGCUUCUGCUGCCGCCGCCGGGAGAAGUUUCGCUCCCAGUAACAGACGCCAGCAGCCGCCGUCGGAGCGGGAGGAGGCGCUGGGGCCUGGCCGCCCGGGAGUAACUCGGCACAGGGACCUCGGCAGCAGCCUCCUCGCCGCGCAGCUCGUGUGCGGGACCCUCGCUCCGCACUAUGGCAGCGCGGUCCCGCAGACCCUGGCUGAGCGUCGUGCUGGGGCUGGUGCUGGGCUUCACCGCCGCCUCCUGGCUCAUCGCCCCCAAAGUGGCCGAGAUGAGCGAGAGGAAGAGACGCGCCUCCAGCCUUUGCUCCUACUACGGCCGCGCGGCUGGGGGCGCCCGGGCGCAGCAGGAGGCGGCUGCGGCGGCGGCCGUGCUGGGGGGCGCCGGGUUCAGGAGCAGCGCUUGGGAGCUGCAGCCGCAGGCAGAGGAGGGCACCGUCCCCAGUCUCCCAGCCGCGGCCGGCGGGGAAGGGGAGCAGGAGGAAGAGGAGGAAGCCGGGGAGAAGCGGAGCGGCAGGCACGGCAGCAGCCACAACGGGAGCGGGGACUGGGGGGAUCUCGCAGGCAGUGCCAAGCCCCGCAACUUCCUCUACGUGGGGGUGAUGACGGCCCAGAAGUACCUGGGCAGCCGGGCGGUGGCGGCGCAGCGGACCUGGGCGCGCUUCGUCCCCGGCAGGGUGGAGUUCUUCUCCAGCCAGGGCUCCGCCGCCCCGCUCGCGGGGCCCGGGCUGCCGCCGCUGCCAGUCAUCGCCCUGCCCGGGGUGGACGAUUCCUACCCGCCGCAGAAGAAAUCCUUCAUGAUGAUCAAGUACAUGCACGACCACUACCUGGACAAGUACGAGUGGUUCAUGCGGGCGGACGACGAUGUCUACAUCAAAGGUGAAAAAUUGGAGGAGUUCCUUAGGUCACUGAACAGCAGUAAACCUCUCUAUUUGGGGCAAACUGGUCUGGGAAAUAUUGAAGAACUUGGAAAACUGGGGCUUGAGCCUGGAGAAAAUUUCUGCAUGGGAGGGCCAGGAAUGAUCUUCAGUCGAGAAGUUCUCAGGAGAAUGGUGCCACAUAUAGGUGAAUGUCUUCGAGAAAUGUACACCACACAUGAGGAUGUGGAAGUGGGAAGAUGCGUCCGACGGUUUGGUGGAACCCAGUGUGUUUGGUCAUAUGAGAUGCAGCAAUUGUUCCAUGAAAAUUAUGAACACAACCGGAAGGGUUACAUCCAAGAUCUUCACAACAGUAAAAUACACACAGCUAUAACACUUCAUCCAAAUAAAAGGCCAGCCUACCAGUACAGACUCCACAAUUACAUACUGAGCCGCAAAAUUUCAGAACUACGCUAUCGCACCAUCCAGCUCCAUAGAGAAAGUGCCCUAAUGAGCAAGCUCAGUAACAGUGAAAUAAAUAAGGAAGAUCAGCAGCUGGGAAUGAUGCCAUCUUUCAAUCGCUUCCAGCCUCGUGAAAGGAAUGAAGUAAUUGAAUGGGAAUUCCUGACAGGGAAGCUUCUUUACUCUGUGGCUGAGAAUCAACCACCCAGACAAAGCAUUAAUAGCAUUCUGCGGGCAGCAUUGGAUGACACAGUGAUGCAAGUAAUGGAAAUGAUAAAUGAAAACUCUAAAUCUAGAGGAAGGCUUAUUGAUUUCAAGGAAAUACAAUAUGGCUACCGUAGGGUUGAUCCUAUGCAUGGAGUGGAGUAUAUCCUGGAUUUACUGCUUUUGUACAAAAGACACAAAGGAAGAAAACUUACAGUUCCAGUGAGACGUCAUGCUUACCUUCAGCAAUUGUUUAGCAAGCCUUUUUUCAAAGAGGCAGAGGAACUGGAUGUAAGAAGCCUUGUGGAGAAUAUUAACAGUGAUACUCAGUCUUUCUCUUUUCUUUCAAAUUCUUUAAAGAUUUUUUCAUCAUUUCAGAGCACCAAAGAAAUAGGAGGACAUAGUGACAAGAAAAUACAUAUUCUUGUCCCUCUCACAGGAAGAUAUGACAUUUUCUUAAGAUUUAUGGAGAAUUUUGAAAAGACUUGUGUUAUUCCCAGUCAGAACGUAAAGCUGGCAGUAAUUCUGUUCAGCUCUGAUUCUGGCCAAGAUUCCAGCAAACACAGAGAGUUAAUUAAAGAAUAUCAUAAUAAGUAUCCAAAGGCAGAUAUGACCCUAAUUCCUAUGACAGGGGAGUUUUCCAGAGGUUUAGGUCUUGAAAUGGCCUCAUCUCAAUUUGACAAUGACACUUUGCUGCUAUUCUGUGAUGUUGACCUGAUAUUCACACCAGACUUUCUUCAACGAUGUAGAGAUAAUACUAUUCAAGGGCAGCAGGUUUAUUAUCCCAUCAUCUUUAGUCAAUAUGAUCCAAAAGUAAUAUAUGGAGGCAACCCUCCCGGUGACAGUAACUUUGUUUUCACAAAGAAAACUGGAUUUUGGCGAGACUAUGGAUUUGGAAUCACUUGUAUUUACAAAAGUGAUCUACUGAGUGCUGGUGGAUUUGAUACCUCAAUUCAAGGCUGGGGACUUGAGGAUGUAGACCUCUUUACUAAAGUAAUAACUUCUGGGCUGAAGGCUUUUAGAAGUCAAGAAGUAGGAGUUGUACAUGUGUUUCACCCGGUUCAGUGUGACCCUAAUUUAGACCCUAAACAAUAUAAAAUGUGCUUGGGGUCCAAAGCAAGUACAUUUGCAUCUACCAUGCAGCUGGCUGAACUCUGGCUAGAAAAACAUUUAGGUGUCAGGUACAAUCGAACUGUCUCCUGACAUUCCAGCUCAUUCUGCCUUUUUGGGGGAGUUUACCUCAUUGUUGUUCUUUUUAUUUUAUUGUCAUAUUCUUAAACUCCUCUUUGUCUUCCAAAGGGUGUAUAUUGACCUCAAAAAAGAUGAGACUGCUGUACAUUAAUAUUUCCAAUUCCUACUGAACUGGUUAGAUGUGUUACUUUCCUAUGCCCUUUAUUCAAAAUUGACUGAACUCAUGGCAAUCAAAUGAUCCCAUGGAGCACAUGCAUCAUGAGAGACUGCAUCAAAGGAAUGUUCUCUUUGGACUUUAGGAUGCAAUAUCAGUCUUUGUUGUGUUUGUCAAACUUAAUGUGAUACAAAUAUUUACUGGUGAAGGUACCACAAAAGUGCUUUAUGCUUCCUCUGGGGAAGGAACUCUGUAACAUAAACUUGAGUUUUGUAAUUUAUACAAGGACUUAUAUAUAUAAAUACUACUUUUCGUCAUCUUAAGAAUUUUUAAAGUAAAUGAAUAACUAUAAUUGUACCUUUAUUUUUUAAAAAAAGAAAAACUGAGGAGUGUCUUUCCAAAUGCAACUGGUACUGGUUACCAAGGUCUUAUUGUAAUAAUGAGCUCCUCAUUACUGUCUGCUCUGUGCGAAUGAACUUUAUUCUCUCAAGGAAACGUGAUUUAAUCAAAUACUCAUGUACAUUUUAGAAUCUGUGUGAAACAAUGUCCUUCAUUUGCUGGCAAGAAGAAACUAUGACAGAACAUGAUUAUUUAUAAUAAAGUAUAGACAAACAGUAUUCUUUUUCAAAACAUAGAAUAAGUUCCUGUGUCUCUUUUUAAAAUGUCUCUAAUAUAUAAAUGAUUUUCUUUUACAUUCCUUUCAUAAAGCUGCACUUGAUACAAAGGGUGACAAAAGGUUAAUUAAAAUUGCCUUUUUUACAUUUAUGCAUUAAUAUUGGUAUUCAGAAACCAACCACUGUAAAAUUUCAAAAACUGUAAAAAAAUAAUGAUUUCAGUAUGAAAAUUUACUACUGCUGGUCAAAGUUCCUUGCCAAUAUAUUUGUGCUAGUGAAGGUGAUAGGACUGUGUCAAGAUUUAUCUUUCUGGAGAGCCUGAAAUUGUCAUAUUAUGGGUCUGUGGAGUAUUGAAAAUGAAACCAACAUAAGAAAAAAUAAAUAUAAAGUCAAUUUUUAUACUUAGGUUUUUUGUAUAGGGAAAAUAUGUAAUCAUUUUAAACAUUGUUCAUGUUUUUGGGGUAAAGUUUUCUUGCACAAAUUUUCUUUUUUAUCUUUUUGACACAUAUUUAGAAUAUUUUACUCAGAGUCUUGGGAAACAACUUGCAAAGCAUACGCAUGAAACCAUCAGAUUUUAGCCAAGCUUGAGUUAAUAUGCUGGAUGUAUGUUAUAACUAAUGCAGUUGACUUCAAACUGUAUUGCAAGAAGAGCUGGACAAAUGAUGCAAAUAAAUAUCCCUCAGUAUUUGUUCAUAUGUUUAUGCAAACUUGUUUUGAAUAUGUUCAGCCCCUCUGUAUUCUCUUUCUAAGUGACUGAUAUUUAUUGUACAGACAUACAGGGAAAUUUCUUAGAGGCCUGAAGACCUAUUGGCUACCCAAGACUACUGCAACAGGGACAGAUUAAGUACAGAUCCCACAGAUCCCUCCUGGUUGGCAGAAGACUCAAUAGAAUUCAAAUCUAGAAAUUAAUCCUUGCAAGGAGAAGGCAUCACCAGUGGAGAAGAGUGGGGACACAGGAUUUGAGCCCAGAAUCGGCCGCAGUUGCCCUCUGAUGUGUCUUGUGUUUCAAUUGAACAUACUAUCAUGGUAAACACUAGGAGGCAUGAUCUUUGCGCUAGCCCAGAAUUUAUAGUACAGUAGUAUGUUUAAUUCAAAGUUCAAACACAAGAAGUAGCAAUAGGCAAAGGGCAGCCCAUGCACUGAGACAGGUGAGCUCAUUAAAAAAAUCACAACAUGAAGUGAUGGCAGUGGUACUUCCAGCCCCCUUUAUUUCAAGUGAGAGAAGACUGUUGCCAUCGCCCUUAAUCUUUGUGAAGAAGGAGGUGGUGCUGGUGGAGGUGAGUAGAUAGAGCAUGAGUUGCAAUUGCCCAGACCGCCUUGGAAGGACUUCUCUUCUUUCCUUUUCCUGCAGGCCAGUCCACUGCUGCUGACACAAAUGUUUGGAGAAAGUAACUUUCAUAGUUAUAUGUGAAAAUAUUUAUGGAACCCAAAAUUUAAAUUUGCAUAACUAUUUAUACCUAAAGUGCUUGCACUCUUGCUCAAUUAGGGAACCAAGAACAGGCAACAUGAUUAAUCUGACCAAACACAACUAAUCCAGACAGCUCAAAUAGCAAAUGUCAGAAAAUGAAUACUCACCGGUAGAUGUCUGUGAUCUGGCCAUAGCCCUGGAAGAGCUUUUGAUCUGCUUGUGUAUAUUCCAAUUCUAAUUACACUGGAUAGCAUAUUGACCAUGAGGUAUUUGCUCAGCUCAAAUUAAAAAAAGAGACCAAAACAUUCAUUUUAGUGGUAAUGCUGUACAGAGGGCUUGCUGGUUUGAGUCGUAAAUGAUAUGUCAGUACUUAUUAUUACAGAUACUUAUUUACUGCAUGACUUCAUUUGUUUUCAUGAUGAAUUACUUUGUCACAAACCUGACUAUAAAUGUUCAUUAUAAAAUACUGCAUUGUUUUUGGAAUAACUGUCCUGAGAUCACAAGAACUUGCAUUAGUUUGUUUAACGUAUAAUGCCCCUUUUAA
Chelonoidis abingdonii (Abingdon island giant tortoise) is the source of this 5436-nucleotide messenger RNA. RefSeq names its product chondroitin sulfate synthase 3 (gene CHSY3). Gene Ontology annotation, cellular component: Golgi cisterna membrane. Gene Ontology annotation, molecular function: glucuronosyl-N-acetylgalactosaminyl-proteoglycan 4-beta-N-acetylgalactosaminyltransferase activity. Lineage: Eukaryota; Metazoa; Chordata; Testudines; Testudinidae. The record is from RefSeq and is a predicted model, not a curated record.